UUAUUAUGAGGAAUAUUUCCAAGGCAGUGGUACUUUUGUUAUCAAUAAUAGUGUUGUUAUCUACUACAACAUACUCACUUUAUCUAAAGCCUGAAAAUCAUAUCAAGUCGGCUACAUUUGUGUCUGAAAAGUUUGAAGUAGGACCGGGACAAAUUGCAGCAAAAACAUUUUUGGAUAUUGAGUUUCCAAAAGGUCAUGUUGGAGUAAAGAGUUUUGACGUUGAACUAGUUGAUGAAGAGGGAAAUUCUGUACCUUUGUAUGAAACUUACUUUCAUCAUUGGUUUGCUAUAAAAUACUUUGAAAAUAUUACAUUAUCACGCAACAUUGAACAAUAUCAUGAUCUUCGCAAUGGAGUUGUUUUCCAGAGAAAUGAUGGUUUAUGCCAAGGAUAUAUGCUUCCACAUUUUUGGGGUUUAGGAGCUGAAUCGCGUGGAACAUCCUCAAAUCUUCCGGAUCCAUUUGCAGUAGAAUUAGGUAACCCUAUGAAAAUUCCAAAUGGAUUUACAGAAAAAUGGUUGUUUAACAUAUUGGCUAUUGAUACACGCGGUGCAUACGAUAGAAAAGGUUGCACAGAAUGUAGAUGUAAUCUUUUUAAUUUACCAAAGGAAUUUUACAAUGUCACAAAGGGCAUUGAUGGGCAACCAUUGUCCCUAAGUUAUAAAGGAGGACUACUUUGUUGUCAAGAUAACUUUCAAUGCAAAUUAAGAAAGGGUUUCGAUGGGCCAAGGAGAAAGCUUUCCCUAAGAUACAAAAUAAGGUGGGUUGAUUGGGAUGAACACCAAUUUCCACUUAAGUUUUAUAUACUUGAUUCAACUGAUCGGGUGAAAUCAAACGGUUCUACAACAAUUCAUGAUUGUCAGGUGGAAUAUACUAUUCCAAGAAUACAUGAUAGUGACUCACCAAAUGUGAAAAGAGCAAACAUUCCAAUGGAAAAUGGUGGCUAUCUUAUCUAUGGCACUGCUCAUAUGCAUACUGGUGUUGUAAAUGCAACUUUAUAUGGACAGGACGGAAGAGUUUUAUGUACUUCAACACCAAAAUAUGGAAGAGGAAAAGAAGCUGGAAAUGAAAAAGGUUACCUAGUUGGAAUGUCUGUUUGUUAUCCAAAAGUAGGUUCUAUCAAGAUUGAAGAUGGUGAAAUUUUGACUCUAGAAUCCAGAUAUGAAAACAAAUUUCGUACAGGAGCCAUGGGACAUUUCUACAUUUAUUUGGCAGAACAACUUCCAAACAAAGAUAUUAAAGAUUAA
Molecule: messenger RNA, 1244 nt
Organism: Cajanus cajan (pigeon pea)
Lineage: Eukaryota; Viridiplantae; Streptophyta; Magnoliopsida; Fabales; Fabaceae
Source: RefSeq, a predicted model, not a curated record